Molecule: messenger RNA, 1120 nt
Organism: Phytophthora infestans T30-4
Lineage: Eukaryota; Oomycota; Peronosporomycetes; Peronosporales; Peronosporaceae
Exons: 4
Coding region: 1-975 (324 amino acids)
Source: RefSeq, a predicted model, not a curated record
AUGCUGAGAAGGAGGCCGCCCAGACGUUCGGACUGCUUGGCGCUGGUCUGCACGGUGGUGCGGGACUCUAUGGAGCUGGCGCUGCCGGUCUUCAUGGUGGAGCCGGCGUUGGUGCAGGUCUGUACGGUCGAGGUGCCGGCUAUGGUGGUGCUGGUGCUGGGCUGUACGGUCGAGGUGCUGGUGGCGUUGGUGCUGGUCUGUACGGUCGAGGCGCCGGAUAUGGUGGUGCUGGUGCUGGGCUGUUUGGUCGAGAAGCCGGCUACGGAGGCGCUGGUGCUGGGCUGUUUGGUCGGGAAGCCGGCUACGGAGGCGCUGGUGCUGGGGUCCGGAGCUGGCGUUGGCGGCGCGGGCCUCGGUAACGGAUACCGGCGGUGGUUGGUGUCGGAGGAACUACGGGUGUCGGUGCUGGUGCCGGUGUCGGAGGUGGUCGCCAAUGCUGGUGUCGGAGGUGGUGUCGGCGGAUCGGCCGGUGUGGGAGGAGCGGCAAGUACUGGUGUGGGUGGAGCUACGAAAACGACGGACGGCAAAACUAGCACAUCUACGUCGCAGAACGGCGGGGCCAAGGCAACUGCAACUACCACGACUGCAGGCACGACCACCGGCACUCGCCCGGCACGGGUGCUUCGACGAAGCAGACAGGUUAUCGCAUGCUGCGGUCGCAUUAAGAGCAGUCAUGACCGUGUCAGCUGCGUGACGGUCAUUGGAGGCACAUGUUACUUAGAGUUUGGCCUUUGCAAGAACCUACAAUGUAAGCAUACCGGUACAUAUGGGCCUCCGCAUACUAGCAAAAUGCUGGUCAUCAUGGCGUCCAAAAAGACCUUGUCCCUGUCGAUUACGACCGUCAAUGCGGGAAGGUUGCCGAGUGGCGCCGUCCAGAGCUCAUUUCCCAUUCUCCUCACUCGAGCUCACAUCAAACAGCUCUCGUGCAUUCGAAGGCUGUCCAAGAACACGCAAGCGCAACAUGUUCAGCAGUAGCAAGAUCGCCGCCGUGUGCCUCGCCGUCGUGGCGCUAACCAACAGCGCGUAUGCUGAGAAAGGAGGCCGCCCAGACGUUCGGACUGCUUGGCGCUGGUCUGCACGGUGGUGCGGGACUCUAUGGAGCUGGCGCUGCCGGUCUUCA